AUGGACAUGAAUCACAUCUUGACAGACCUGCCCAAGGAAAUGCAUGCUAUGCAUAUCAAAGGAGAAAGAGCAAAACGCGAAUUGGCUGAAUUGGAAAAUAAGGAAAGAUAUGCUGUAAGAAAGUUGAUGGAGGCAACAUUACAUAAGAAAAAAGAAAAUGAGGCUAUAUUGAAAGCUGCUCAAGAAAGUUUGGAUUGCUUGAUACAGAAACUUAAUGAACGUAAGGCUAAAAGUGAAGUUUUAAUGAAGAAAAUUAAUCAAAAACGUAGUAACUCGCUUAUGAUGGACAUACAAGAUACAGAAGCUGCUCAAAACCAUGCGGAAAUCACAAAGCGAAUGAUGGAAAAGAUACAAGAACAAGCUGAAAUCGUAGAAAAGCAAACAACUAUACUAAAACGUUCACGUGGAUCCAAGGACUCGUCAAAAUACUUUCGUUCUAAGAUCAACAAUUUAAAGUCAGAAAUUUCUGAUAAACAACGUGAACUGGAUUAUGUGUUGAAUGUGUACACAGGUCUAGAAAAAACAUACCAAGAGAUAAAUCAGAAGAACGCCAGUAAGUUAUUGGUGUGCAAGGAAAUGGAUGAAAAAGCUGCUAAAAUGCAGUCUGGCGUUGAUUCAUUAAACAACGAUAUCAAAAAAUUGACAUCUGAAUAAUGUAUAUAAGCUGGAAAAAGGAUUUUUCAAAUUUUAAUUUUAUUUUCAACAAUUUUAUAUGGUAGUUCCCCUAUUUUUUUUUAUUGUUAUUCUUUAGAUACGAUUUAAAAAUUGUGCGUGUUUGAAAGUGUAUUCGUAUAUAUCUUCAAGUUGAACAUUUCUUCAUAAACUAUACUUAUAUGUUAUAUUUAUCUUCCAAACGAGGAAUUAAAUUAUAUUCUGGAACUGCCUAUCAACCAAGGUAUUACUUGUGUUUCUUAAGUCUAAAUAUAAACUGUCAUACAUUCAUA
This is a messenger RNA of Sipha flava (yellow sugarcane aphid), 944 nucleotides long. RefSeq lists its product as uncharacterized. The record is from RefSeq and is a predicted model, not a curated record. The coding region runs from base 1 to 654 and encodes 217 amino acids. The transcript has 6 exons. Lineage: Eukaryota; Metazoa; Arthropoda; Insecta; Hemiptera; Aphididae.